This is a messenger RNA of Gaeumannomyces tritici R3-111a-1, 1674 nucleotides long. RefSeq names its product fatty acid desaturase. Gene Ontology annotation, cellular component: membrane. Gene Ontology annotation, biological process: lipid metabolic process. Bases 1 to 1674 code for a protein of 557 amino acids. The transcript is spliced from 2 exons. Gene Ontology annotation, molecular function: oxidoreductase activity, acting on paired donors, with oxidation of a pair of donors resulting in the reduction of molecular oxygen to two molecules of water. NCBI's taxonomy places the organism in Eukaryota, Fungi, Ascomycota, Sordariomycetes, Magnaporthales, Magnaporthaceae. The record is from RefSeq and is a predicted model, not a curated record.
AUGGCCCCUCAGAGGACCUACCCGCUCAUGUCGCGCCGCGAGGUCGAGGCCAUGAUCGCAGACGGCCACUCGCUCAUCGUGCUCAACCAGUUCGUCCUCAAGGUGGACGCCUGGCGCGGGUACCACCCCGGCGGCGACAAGGUCAUCCUGCACAUGGUCGGCCGGGACGCCACAGACGAGGUAACCGUCCUCCACUCCCCUGAGGCUCGCCGCAUGAUGGACAGGUACCGCAUCGGCCGCAUCCAAUGGCGGUGGGAGAACCUGGUGCCCCCGAUCCAGGGUGGCGUCUACGUGCCUCUGCCACUAGGGGACGCACCAGAGGUCGCCCUUACCAGCCCCUCGGAUGCUUCGUCGAGUGACGCCAGCUCCCGCGCGCCGUCUCCCGUCUUUGAAGAGCAGCAGCCCGUCAGGGGCCGCAAGAAGGGCGACUCCCGCCCUUGGUCGGACACGUCACUGUCAUCAUCGUCUUCGUCCCCGGCAGUGGACGAGGUCGAGGAGCUGCCCGACGGCAUGGCCUUCCUCGACUUGCUGACGCGCAAGGAGAUCGACCUCGACCACGCCACGUAUCCGCCGCUCGACGACCUCACGCAGGCCGACAUUGUGCAAAAGUACCGCGACCUUAACGACCGCAUCCGCGCGGCGGGGCUCUACGAGUGCAACUACCGCGCCUACGCCGUCGAGGUGGCGCGCUACGGCCUGCUCUUUGCCUUGAUGCUGCUCUUCCUACGCUGGGGCUGGUACGCCACCAGCGGCGUGCUGAUGGGCAUGUUCUGGCACCAGCUCGUCUUUUCGGCCCACGAUGCGGGCCACAUGGGAAUCACGCACAAUUUCCAUCUUGACACGGUUAUUGGCAUUGUGAUUGGCGACUUCCUGGCCGGCCUGUCGCUCGGCUGGUGGAAGGCCAACCACAACGUCCAUCACAUCAUCACCAACCACCCCGAGCACGACCCGGACAUCGAGUACCUGCCCUUCCUCGCCGUCACGCACCGCUACUUCAAGUCACUGCGCUCCAGCUUUUACGACCGCGUUAUGGAGUACGACACGGCCGCAAAGGUGCUCGUCAGGGCCCAGCACUACCUCUUCUACCCCAUCCUGCUCUUCGGCCGCUUCAACCUGUACCGUCUGUCGCUCGAGUACCUGUUGCUGCGUAAGGGGCCCCGCAAGGGCCCCGCGUGGUGGCACCCCUACCUCGAGCUCGCCGGCCACGCCUUCUUCUGGUACUGGUAUGGUUACCGCAUCGUGUACAGGAGCAUCCCGACCAACGGCGGCCGCUUCGCCUACGUCAUGUUGAGCCACAUGGUGACGAUGCCGCUGCACCUGCAGCUGACGCUGUCGCACUUCGCCAUGAGCACGGCCGACCUGGGCCCGCGCGAGUCGUUCCCGCAAAAGAUGCUGCGCACCACCAUGGACGUCGACUGCCCCGAGUGGCUCGACUUCUUCCACGGCGGUCUGCAGUUCCAGGCCAUCCACCACCUCUACCCGCGCAUCCCGCGUCACAACCUGCGCCGCGCCCAGGCCCUAGUGCGCGACUUCUGCCGGGACGUCGACAUCCCCUACGCCAUGCUCGGGUUCGUCGACGGGAACAAGCUCGUGGUCGGGAAGCUCGCCGACGUUUCCAGGCAGGCUGCCAUCCUUGCCAAGUGCCACCAGCAGUCGAGUACUCACACGCACUGA